GCGUUGAAACAAACCGGUUGUGGUUGUUCACAAGGUUCCUAACAAGCUAUGGAAAAGUCGUUGAAAUUGGAGAUUCGUUUAAUUUUUGAAUUUGAAGCGGUAUGUUCACUUAAUUGGCGGUUUCAGUCAUUUCAGCUUUUUUUAAGCGCCACCUGACAUCACUAAAAUGAGCAAACGGCUAUUUUGACAUCUUUCACAUCAACAAAAAUAAGAUUUACGGAACCAACAGAUCAGUAAACAUCAAGAAUGGAAAAAUUAAUUGAUUUUGGGACUAUGUGCCGCAUAUGUUUGUCGGAAAAGGACUGCAUUGAUAUAACAGACGAAAAUCGAGUCAUAAUCUCGACCAAACAAUCUGACGAUGACCAGGACGAUGUUACGACGCCAAUCAAAAAUGCAUUCUUCUACUUCUCAUCGCUGAGGGAUUGCAUCUCCGAAGCACCGAUGAUAUGCGCAAAUUGUGCCAAUCGCCUUGCAUCCGCUUACGAUUUCGCCAUGAAGGUUUCCGAUUCUGACAAACGAUUCGUCGAUCUAUUUGACGAAUCGAGUGUGUCGAAAAUAAUCGAAUGCGUCGAUGAGGUGGAAUCUGCGGUCAGUCCGCAAAUUGUUCAAUUCAACGAAAUGGCAGACAUCUCGAAUGUGGAUGAAUUGGAUGACAGCAUAACCGUUUCGGAUCACGACCAACAAGACUAUGACGAAAGCUGCUAUGUGGUGAAAACGGGCAGAACGAUGCAAAACAGACUAUCGGAAGGUAUUGGAAAUUAUGUUGCGGUUCCCCAAUACACUAUCACGACUCAACCGCAAGAGGUUGACAUGUCGGACAUAUCGCUGCUAUCGAAAGAUCGAACCACACCAGUUAUUGUGAAAACAGUCGACGUAGCGGCCGUCCACAUCGCCAGCGACAAUCUGGACUUCAACGACAGUUUCUUGUGCAAAGACUACGAAAAUGACAAGGACUCAAUGUACAUGUGCAAAUACUGUCCGAAAGCGUUUGCUUCGUCGCACCACUUAAUUGUACACACGAAAAAGUCACACGUUUGCCAGUUUUGCUUGAAAGGAUUCCGGCUGCCCACAGAACUGUACGAGCACAUACGAACGCAUAAAGAUUUCCGUUGUCAUAUUUGCAAGAAACCGUUCAACACCAACAGCAAUCUACGGUCACAUUUGCGGAAGAUUCACAAUUUGAAACUGCCGGCUAACACUUCGUUGCUUACGCUGUAACUUGGAGUCAAUACAUAGUUCUUACAAUGUUA
Molecule: messenger RNA, 1250 nt
Organism: Bradysia coprophila
Lineage: Eukaryota; Metazoa; Arthropoda; Insecta; Diptera; Sciaridae
Biological process (GO): regulation of gene expression
Cellular component (GO): nucleus
Molecular function (GO): zinc ion binding
Source: RefSeq, a predicted model, not a curated record